AUGACUAGAAAAGUAUUCACCAACACACGAGAGCGGUGGCGCCAACACAACGUCAACACUGCCUUCGCUGAGCUCCGAAAGCUGAUUCCCACCCAUCCUCCGGAGAAGAAGCUGAGCAAGAAUGAGAUCCUACGUCUGGCUAUGCGUUACAUUAACUUCCUGGUGCAAGUCCUGGAGAAGCAGAGCCCAGCAUCCAGCCCCUCAUCCACGGCUCUGCUCACCCUGCUCAGAGACAACAUGGAGCAGCUACAUUCCCCCCCUCAGCCCUGGACUCUCAUCAGUGACACCGAGCUCCCCUCUCCAGGCUCCUCCUGUGACAGCUCUGAAGCCUGGUAG
Molecule: messenger RNA, 336 nt
Organism: Boleophthalmus pectinirostris (great blue-spotted mudskipper)
Lineage: Eukaryota; Metazoa; Chordata; Actinopteri; Gobiiformes; Gobiidae
Gene: tal2
Product: T-cell acute lymphocytic leukemia 2
Exons: 1
Coding region: 1-336 (111 amino acids)
Biological process (GO): regulation of transcription by RNA polymerase II
Molecular function (GO): DNA-binding transcription factor activity, RNA polymerase II-specific; protein dimerization activity; RNA polymerase II cis-regulatory region sequence-specific DNA binding
Source: RefSeq, a predicted model, not a curated record